CUUCAGGAAUGGUGCGCUACCAAGGUUAGUUAAAUGCUAGGUCUUAUAUCACUUUUGAUCCCACAAGAGAGAGGGAGGGAUGCAUGUUGUUGUGUCGCUGGUGGUACUUCUCCUUCCCCUCGUGGACCGUGUGACGAGCGCAUCGUGUGCGAACGACGGAGUGCUCUUGGCGGCGUACACGACCGCGUUAGCUCAACCCAUGUCAUCGGCAUGCGCCCGUGGUGGCGACUGGUGGUACCCGACCAACGCCACCACGCAGUUCAUCACAUCCUACCACCGCGCGUACUUUCCACUCCCGUGUACCAACAGCGCAUGCCGCCAAGACAUGGACACGGCGGUGAUGGCACUCAAGGCGGUCAACUGCGAUGAAGCUCAAGCGUCGGCCUCUGCCAUGGCGGGCGUCGUGCGGUUGUGCCAGUCGCUGUCGCUGGCACCUAAAUUGCCGCGAUGCAGCCCAAAGCAAAUUGCCACCGAGGUGGCUUAUCCGGCUGCUUGCAAAAACGUUAUCCGGACAUCAAUUCAAAGCAUCGAUGAGUUGCUCGGAGUUGGCCUGAACGAGUUCGACGGCAUCUGCCAAGCCCCCGGCUGCGUGGAAGCGCUCCGCACGGCCGUGGCGACAUUGCCCGACUGUCAAGUCGAAUACCCGCGCGAAUACAAGGCCGGAGCACCCAUGUCCAAGAAGCAAGUAUACCUGAGCUACCUGUCGUCGUUCUGUGACCCAACGUCAUCGACGGCGAAGGACUUCACGUCUUGCGAUGCCAAGCUCGCGGCAUUGUACGCGGCUCCGUUUUCUGACGAGUGCAACGCAGCACUAGUGGGCAACAUCUUCUUUUCUCCGUCGAGACUAACGCACUACAUCUUGUUCCGAGCGCUCUAUGACAUGUACCCCUACACGACCAAGGUGAUUGCGUCGAUCCCAUCAUGCGCCGCCGACUUGGCCGCCGUCAUCUCCCAAACCAACGGAAUCGGCGCGUGCGCGGCGAACAUUUCGCUUGCGUUUCAAGUGUUGGCACUGGCCCACUCCACCACGUUCACGCCGGCGGCGUCCUCGUCAGUGCCUAUCUGCGACAAGGCGCAAGAGUUCCAGCUCAUUACGAGUCUGCAUGCCGCCCCGCCGACAGUGUGCACACAAGUCAGCCCCUCCAGCACCGCUUGGUUCGACGUGCUGAUGGCGCCGCUCCCCGAAAUGUCGGCCAUCGCCGCGUCCCCACCCUGCGUCGCGGCCGCCGUCGCCUGGGCCGCCUCCAGUUUUCCCAGCUGUGACAUGUCGUACGUAGCCAACGGCGAUAUCUCCACGGGCAUUCCUGUCGCUACGCGGAUCACGCGGUACCUCCAGGCCGCGCAGUCGCUCUUCAAUGCGUCGACAAGCCCGACCAAAACGUCGGCAGCGGUGUCAACUAUAUUCGAUGGCGGGUAUGCUAUAUAUUGGCGGGUGUUGGUGCUUUGUCUAGUUGCGGCUAGAAGUUAGACUUGAGAAAACCAUGAAAAAACCAAUCCAACAUUCUCCGUCCUACUGUAGUACAGAAGUAUGGGAACUGCAGGGGUGCUAAAUCCACGUUAGCCGUGGUCGAUGCCUCAACUCAGCUGAAUCAUCAUCGUGAAUGAUAACUAAUAAGAGUAUUUUGAAGAUAUA
This is a messenger RNA of Aphanomyces astaci, 1633 nucleotides long. RefSeq lists its product as hypothetical. Bases 80 to 1468 code for a protein of 462 amino acids. The record is from RefSeq and is a predicted model, not a curated record. The transcript has a single exon. Lineage: Eukaryota; Oomycota; Saprolegniomycetes; Saprolegniales; Verrucalvaceae.